AUGGUCCUGUUUAUUUUGAUCCACACGAGACUUCAGCGUAAUUUGCGUCCUAGCCUCUUUCCUCCACCUAAUUCUGACCAGCUUCAUCUGGACCGGUGUCGCCGUGUUCUACCGCACGAUCAAAACACUGGCGGUUUCUUCAUAGCCGUGUUGGAAAAGAUUCGACAUCUACCUUGGAUGAAUGCCAGUAAGGGGGAAAAGAGUGUGGAUGACCAGUGCUGCAUCAAAUCGGUGGAUGUAAGCGGUAGAACAGAAGAUAAAAAAUCUAUAGAAGAGCCUGAGGAGAAAGAUCGGGCUGUGGACCAAGAGGCCGACUGUGAGUUGAGCCUUUGCUUUUUAAUUCGUCCUUUGUCUGACUUGUAUUUAGGACUAGUAACGCGGUCUUAA
Molecule: messenger RNA, 387 nt
Organism: Protopolystoma xenopodis
Lineage: Eukaryota; Metazoa; Platyhelminthes; Monogenea; Polystomatidea; Polystomatidae
Source: the annotation of a GenBank genome assembly